UUGUAUGGGCGCACUGCAUAGGGCGUGAACGGGUCGCCUUCGGGCACUAGGUAGUGUAAAAAAACGAGGAGGGAAAAGACGUGAAUUAGACUUUCACUCUCUCGAGUGCCCUAUGUAGUGUGAAAGCCGGGGGGUCGUUUAUACAGCAGUGCGAACGCGAAGCGCGAACGAAGUUGCCCCGGCCGCGGUCCCGUGACUCCGAGCUUUACAGCGCCGUCAGGAGUCGCAGCGAAGCGGCUAUGUGCUCAAAGCACUGGGAGGAAAAUGAGGAUCGGACGUGAGCGACGUGCGCAUCCGGGAGCAGACGAGAUGAAAUGGAGAGCUCGGACGGUAGGGACUUUAUAAAAGAAAGCGUUUCGUCUCGCGCAUCCGAGCGGAAGGAACCGACCGGCGGCGCUGCGGCGGUCAUCAUGGGCCUGACCACUUACUGCAGCCCGUCCGCGGCGACUGAGCUCCUGGGGGGUCUACCGCCCAAAUCCUGUAUCUCAGCUCUGAAAGAGCCCAAAACCAACGGCGAGGUUGUGUCAUCACUGACUGCUCUAGGUGGGAAUUACAACGGAUUUCCUUUACAAGCAGAUUCCUGCAGGCAAAAGAAUGGACAAAGUGAGACGCCCAAUGGCCCAACCAUCUGCACCCAGCAUCCAACUGACAACUGCUCCAUCCCCAUGAAGCGAUCAAAUGGAGAGCUGAAAUGCAGAAGUCAGCGACUGAAAGAUGACGAGAUUACCUCUGGAAGUUUAGAUGGAACCCGAGCAGAUUCCGGGUCACCAAAGUGCCCGGAAGACCUUUGUUCGUCUCCUGACGGCAAAAGAAGACGGCUAGAAGUAGAAAAUGACUCCAAAACAGAAAACGUGAAAAGCACACCGCCUGCUGGGUCUAUUGCAGGCAAGAGCCAGCAUCUGAAUCACUGUAGCAGCUCACACAAUGUGUCCUCUCCUGCACGGGUUCUCCACAACAGGCACAGUGUGGUGACCCAGACCCCAGCACAAGGAAGUACAGUGUCUGCGGGGGUGCCCUCUGUCCCGCCGGCGGGUGGAGUUGCAACCAGCUGGUCCAUGGAGAGUAUUGCCCAGCUCUACAUAGUGCCUUGUAUGAAAUACUAUGGCAUCUGUGUUAAAGAUAAUUUCCUGGGCUCACAACUAGGUGACCGGGUGCUACAGGAGGUGGAGAUGCUGAAUCACAGUGGGAAGUUUUGCGGAGGACAGCUGGUGAGCCAGAGGAACAUCCCAUCUAAGAACAUCCGUGGAGAUCAGAUAGCUUGGGUGGAGGGUGGAGAACCUGGCUGUGAGGCCAUUGGCAAGCUCAUGGCUCAUGUCGACGAAGCCGUCAUGCACAGUUCAGCGAAAGGAAAGCUUGGGGAUUAUGUUAUUAACGGCCGCACUAAGGCUAUGGUGGCGUGUUACCCUGGCAACGGCACGAAAUAUGUGCGUCACGUUGAUAAUCCAAACGGAGAUGGGCGCUGCAUUACCUGUAUCUACUAUCUGAAUAAGAACUGGGAUGUGAAGGUUCAUGGUGGAUUAUUGCAGAUUUACCCAGAGGGCCGAAACGUUGUCGCUAACAUUGAGCCCUUCUUUGACCGCCUGCUCAUUUUCUGGUCAGACAGACGAAACCCCCAUGAAGUGAAACCGGCCUACUCUACUCGAUACGCCAUCACAGUUUGGUACUUUGACGCCAAAGAGCGAGCCAAAGCUAAGGAAAAGUACAGACUAGCUAGUGGACAGAAGGGGGUUGAAGUGCCGGUCAGUCAAGUGGAUAAUAAAUAAAGUCCUCACCAGCUCAGGCAUCCCAUUGUGUCCUUCCAUGUAUGUGCCUAGCCAUGCUGCUAUCUGAACAACUAUUUUCAUGGGAAGGAGCAGGACAAGCAAAAGAAAAUGCAGAAAACAUCUAAAUAUCCCUACUCCUGUUGGUCUGGGACUGAUCAGUCAGAUAGACUUCAUUGAGAAGUCAUGGCUGUUGGAGGUAGAAGAGUUACAUGCAGAGGAUUGAAGGAGGAGCACUGACUCUGUCAGUCAGAUUCAGCUUGGGAACUACUGAUAAGCUCAAACUUGAGAAUAUUAUAUGAAUAAAAUUGCCAAAAUGUAUUACAAAAUUAUCACUACUGUACUUUUGCCCUUACCUGUAAGUAAAAUUUUUUGUAUAGUAAUAAAUCAGAUUUUUUUUGCUCUUAUAUGAACUAGCACUUCCUCUUGGAGAAGAUACCCAUUUUAGUAGUCUAGCUUAAACCUGUUGGAAGGAGAAGAGGAAGGGAUGAGCCACUGGCCGGUUCGAUCCAGACCAUAUCAUAAGCUGGAGUUAAGCAGCGGUCACGUUGAGCAGUGUUCUCCCCCCAGUGAUCUGCACCCACCCUCCGAUACCCUAACAAAACAGCGGAACUUUGCACUCCAGACGUUUUGGAGCGAACAGAGGACCUUAUGACCGCUGGUACCGAGCUCGGUCAGUUCCUUGGUAUAAUACACCCUGGUGUAUAAUGCAGAACAUAUUUAAGGGUGUAUAGCAGGAGGGUCAAAACAGGGUUCACUGACUGUGAUUUUUAUGUGUACGGAUGUGUUUUAUAGUGAGAAUGUUAGCUAUGAUUUCAUGGCUAUGCCUAUACUGAGUUUUUUUUUCUUUUCUUCUAAACUAAACAGCCUUCUCUUGUAAGAAAGCACAGACAAAAUGAAGUGUUCUAGCAUGUCUUUAAAAGGGCGCUCUGUGUUUUCGUGGCAAUGCACUUGACUGAGUACCCUUUAAAUAUAGGGAGCUGACAAUCUCUUAUUAAACAAAUGCAUUCCUGUUGUGUAUAUUUUAUUGUGAAGACUUUUGUAAAGACGACAGAAUGCCAUUAAGCAAUGAAAAAAAAGUAACUUCGGUUUAAAAUAACCCUGGUUUUGACUUUAAAGUGAAUUACUCUUUAAACCGAAUUGGAUAGUGAUUAAAAACUAGACACAUCUUAGUGGGAAAGAGAAUGGGCUUGUCUGUGUUCAUCAGAUGAUGGCAGAUGGUAAGAGAGGAUAUUAACAAGCACUUUAUUGUAGAUAAUGCCCUAUUAAAAUAGGAUUGCUGUUAAAUGAUCAGUAAUGCAAUAUAUAGUUUUAAAACUAUACAGCAGAAGAAUUUGCUUAAUUUUUCUCUCCGUUUGCAGUAUUUAAAUAAAAUGUCAGAUCUUGUACAUUUGUA
Messenger RNA from Silurus meridionalis, 3156 nucleotides. RefSeq names its product egl-9 family hypoxia-inducible factor 2 (gene egln2). The transcript is spliced from 6 exons. Lineage: Eukaryota; Metazoa; Chordata; Actinopteri; Siluriformes; Siluridae. Bases 315 to 1763 code for a protein of 482 amino acids. Gene Ontology annotation, molecular function: peptidyl-proline 4-dioxygenase activity; ferrous iron binding; L-ascorbic acid binding. Gene Ontology annotation, biological process: cellular response to hypoxia; peptidyl-proline hydroxylation to 4-hydroxy-L-proline. The record is from RefSeq and is a predicted model, not a curated record. Gene Ontology annotation, cellular component: cytoplasm; nucleus.